UUUGAGUGUGGGCAAGGACACAGGGGCCCCAUGAUCCUCUAUUGCCCGGGGGGCCUCAUGAGUUGUCAGUCCGCCCCUGGUAUUAUUACAUCCUGGUCAGUGUGGAUCCACAGGGCAGGACGGGAGUGAUGUCAGCUCCAGGUAGAGAAGUAGUAGGCAUGGCACGCAUUUGGAGCAUGCAUGCUUUUUCAUCAGGCCAUCUAUCUUCAUCAAGAUGGCCUGAUGAAGGAGCAUGCAUGCUCUGAACCAGGGGCGGACUGACCAUUUGAGCACUCGGGCACUGCCCAAGGGUCCGGGGUCAGUAGGGGGCCCCAUGAGAUGCCCCUGGUUCCUUUCAUUGGAUUUUUCACAGGCUUUUUUGGGUGUUGGCAAGGACACAGGGGACCCA
This is a messenger RNA of Staurois parvus, 388 nucleotides long. NCBI's taxonomy places the organism in Eukaryota, Metazoa, Chordata, Amphibia, Anura, Ranidae. The record is from the annotation of a GenBank genome assembly.